Messenger RNA from Saimiri boliviensis boliviensis (Bolivian squirrel monkey), 1263 nucleotides. RefSeq names its product sperm microtubule inner protein 2 (gene SPMIP2). NCBI's taxonomy places the organism in Eukaryota, Metazoa, Chordata, Mammalia, Primates, Cebidae. The record is from RefSeq and is a predicted model, not a curated record.
UUAGCAACCACCUGGUUCAGGUCACAGGCAGGGAGAGGAAGGACUGCAGAGUGUUUUGUUCUUUCUAUGCAGCUUAACUGAUUUGAAGAAGCUGAAGAAGAAAGUCAAGUAGCACAGUUAAGACUUCAGCCAUGGCAUCUGUAUUGUACCAAAAGCCAAUAUCUACUACUGUGGGAAAACAAAUGAUUUUUACAGGUCCAGACUAUGUAAAGGAUUAUUUGCCCAAAGUUCAUCAACACACUUCCUAUGUAGGAGAACAGCAUCCCGUGUUAGAAAAAACCGGAGAUCUCAGAUAUUUAUGGAGGCCUGCCUUGAAUAGAAGCUUCCCAGCAAAAUAUAAACAUGAGUACGUUGGCGAAAUUGGUUGGGGAAUACCACAGUAUAAUUUUAUCAACAGAUCAAGACUGGAGAGUGGCUUUCAUAUCAAGUAUGCAGAACUAAGUCAAGCUUCUCUUGAUGCAAUAACCCACAGAUAUCAAAACCCAUGGCAACCAAAACCUCAUGUCCUGGAUAUGCAAGGAAAACAGAGUCGUGCCUCUUUUGCCUGGCAUAUGAGUGACUUCGAGGACACUGAUCGGAGAAAUUCCAAAUGGGCUACUCUUGUUAGGCAGAGUAAGUCACUAAUGCCAAGAGCUUCCGAGCCGUCUAAGCUGCCCGAAGCUACCAAAAAAGGAAAAGAAAAGGAAACAUUAGCCUCUAAAUCAGCAUAACUCAACCUGCUUCUAGAAGGAAAAAUGGCCUACAACUGUAGAAUGAAAAGUAAGAUCAUAAUCCAUAAAUGCUUCUCAUACUGCCCCAGGACAGAUGUCUUCCAAGAGUAUGCUUCAGCUUAACAUACAGAGUUUGGAAAAUAAAGAGAGUGUGGAAAAAAAGGUGUUGUCAGUCUUUGCAAUCAUUCAUGAAACUAAUUGUUAUUAACUAUCAUACUAACAGUAGCUGUUUACUGAAUGCUUAUAACAUCUAACACCAUUCCAAAUGCUGUAUGUUAAUUCUCUUAAUAUAAUCUCAUAACCAUAUGAGAUGGGUUCUAUUAUUUCCCCAGCUUUGCAGAUAAGGAAAUUGAGGCUUUGAAAGGUUACAUGGUUAGGAAAGAGCAGAACUUGUAUUUAACUCCAGGCUGUUGGACUCUAAAGCUAACAUAUAUGGCCUUUAAAGUAUCUUAUAUUGGCAUGGUGCUUUGGCAGUAAAAAGCAGUUAUCACAUUCCUAAUUUUCAGAAGAUUCUCACAAAACCCUUGUUGAACAGGUACUAUCUUCAUUUUAC